Aspergillus japonicus CBS 114.51 is the source of this 337-nucleotide messenger RNA. RefSeq lists its product as uncharacterized. The record is from RefSeq and is a predicted model, not a curated record. The transcript has a single exon. The coding region runs from base 44 to 286 and encodes 80 amino acids. Lineage: Eukaryota; Fungi; Ascomycota; Eurotiomycetes; Eurotiales; Aspergillaceae.
GUCCAUUCUGCCUUCCCAAUCCCUCUAGAUCCCGAGCAGAAUUAUGGGUCCCAGUGGUGAGGAAGAUCAUCAUCACCAUCACCAACGGGGUGUCUUUCUGAGUCUCUCGGCCCUCAAUCCUGCGACAGCGAUGGAUAAUGUCACCCCCCGCCCCCUGAGAGAAAGUCUACUUGUCGCAAAUAAACUCACAAUCAACCAAUCACACCCAAGGAAACUAGAAACUAGAAUAUAUCACUCGAUAUUUGCUUGCCUAACGACUGACGUACAAGCAAACUGCGUUGCUUAGAACCCGAUUCGCGAGUUUCGCCCAUGAUCGACACGGGGGGGGAGGAGGGAA